Thlaspi arvense is the source of this 210-nucleotide messenger RNA. The record is from the annotation of a GenBank genome assembly. NCBI's taxonomy places the organism in Eukaryota, Viridiplantae, Streptophyta, Magnoliopsida, Brassicales, Brassicaceae.
AUGCAAUCAAUGGUGAAUGUGGUGUUUUCAGAGGUAUCCAACACAGAAUUAAGUUUGGAGGAAUCAUUUUUGGUGCAUGCUGGAAUAGCACACACCAGAUGGGCAACCCACGGAGAACCAGCUCCAAGGAAUAGUCAUCCUCAGAGCUCUGGCCCUGGAAAUGAAUUCUUAGUUGUUCACAAUGGAGUUGUCACCAAUUAUGAGAACUAA